AUGUCUUUUUCCUCAAAUAAGGCACCGGGAUUAGAUAAAGUCCCAAUGAGUAUUAUCAAAGAUGCCUUACCAUGUAUCCUCCCUGCGUUAACAGAUAUUGUUAAUUGUUCAUUGCUUACGUCCGAAUAUCCAACAUUAUGGAAGAUGGCAGAAGUUGUUCCCCUCUUAAAAGAUGGGGAUCAUGAGAUCGCAGACAAUAAUCGUCCUGUGUCUUUGCUAAUUGCAGUAUCAAAGAUUUGUGAAAAAGUUGUAUUAAAUCAAUUGACUGACUAUAUGUCACAAAGGAAAAGAUGUACUGAACACCAAAGUGGCAAUCAAAAAUUACAUUCUACAGAAAUAUUAAACAUUUUUAUAACAGAUCAAAUCUUGCAGUCUAUGGAUCGUGAAGAAGUUACGGUCUUAGUUUUAAUAGACUUACCCAAAGCAUUUGAUAGCAUAGAUCAUUCAAUUCUACUAGUGAAACUUCAAACCAUUGGUGUGUCUGAAUCAGUGUUGGCAUGGUUUAAAAGUUAUCUAUCGGGACGAAGCCAAAUAGUACGUAUUGGGUCGACAUUGUCGGAAACAUGUAUUAUAACUCGAGGGGCCGGGUACCUCAAGGAUCUAUUCUUGGGCCGGCAUUAUUUAACAUAUAUAUUAAUGACCUACCCAAUGUUCCAAAAGAGUCCUAUUUGCAUGGAAUCUUAUGUGGAUGAUUUGAAAAUCUAUCUGGCAUUUCCAAUUCAGAAUAUUGAAACUGCUGCGUUUAAACUUACACAAGAUAUGGAAAGAAUUACCGCAUGGUGCUGUAUAAAUAGUCUGCUAGUGAAUCCAAAGAAAACGAAACUUCUAUUACUGGGUACAAGUCAAAUGCUAAAAAAACACUCUGGCACAGAUUUCCAUAUAAUUGUUCUUGGUGAGAAAAUAAUCCCACUUUAG
Paramuricea clavata is the source of this 915-nucleotide messenger RNA. Lineage: Eukaryota; Metazoa; Cnidaria; Anthozoa; Malacalcyonacea; Plexauridae. The record is from the annotation of a GenBank genome assembly.